AUGACGUUUCAACACGUCUCGUUAGCAUCCUUUGACUCGACAGAAGAAUGUGCGGUCUUGAUCGUGUAUGAAAAAAAAAUUCUUAGGCCCAAGCAUGUCAGAUUAGAGACUAAACAGAUGCCUUACUUUCCACUCUUAUCAUCAGACGAAACUUUUCAUGCAUAUCUAUCUUCCUCUGGACGUCCAUCUUUUCGGAUUAUGGACGCUUUCGCUCCAGACUUCACGGGUCCAUAUAAGGAUUUUCAGACAAGAGGCAUCACGUACUAA
Nezara viridula (southern green stink bug) is the source of this 267-nucleotide messenger RNA. The record is from the annotation of a GenBank genome assembly. Lineage: Eukaryota; Metazoa; Arthropoda; Insecta; Hemiptera; Pentatomidae.